This is a messenger RNA of Rhipicephalus sanguineus (brown dog tick), 2660 nucleotides long. RefSeq names its product cap-specific mRNA (nucleoside-2'-O-)-methyltransferase 2 (gene aft). Gene Ontology annotation, molecular function: methyltransferase cap1 activity. Gene Ontology annotation, biological process: 7-methylguanosine mRNA capping. The record is from RefSeq and is a predicted model, not a curated record. NCBI's taxonomy places the organism in Eukaryota, Metazoa, Arthropoda, Arachnida, Ixodida, Ixodidae. The transcript has a single exon. The coding region runs from base 1 to 2151 and encodes 716 amino acids. Gene Ontology annotation, cellular component: cytoplasm; nucleus.
AUGUUUUAUAUUUAUGGCGUGCUUUUGAGUUCGGGGGCUAGCCUUCAUUUCGGUAAGCUUUACGAUGGUUCCGAUGUAGCCACCACCGCCGCAGUCGGGACGGAACGCUCCCCGAGAGGUCGCAAUAACAUAAUGUCCGUCUACGAAGAAGCCUCGCAGCUCUUUCGGCGUCAGUUCACUUUCAAAGCUUCCUCUGCAUGGCGACCGCCGGACCCGAACCGCAUCUGCUCCGACGCGGAUGCCGACUGGUGCCUACCGGCGCUCCAAAGGAUGAAGACAGACCUGAACGCCACCAAGAGCCUACUCAACGACAUGGAACCCAUAGCCUGGCGUCGCCACACGACGUGGACCAACCGCGCGGCCAACGUCAUGAACCGGGUACGCCAGAGCGCCGCGCCCGAACUGCUGACGCAGGCGUGGUGCAAGUUCUUCCAGCUCCUCCACGACUACGAGCUCGCGGACACCGUCCCGCUGCGGUCGUUCCACCUGUGCGAGGCUCCGGGCGCCUUCAUCCUCGCCCUGCAGCACUACCUGCGCUCCGGGUGCGGGGGAGACGACGACGUCGAGUGCGACCGCGGAGGCGGCGACAACUGGACCUGGUUCGCGAACACCCUGAACCCGUACUACGAAGGGAAUGACUUCAAGUCAACCGUCACCGACGACAGGCUCAUUUUCACGACGCUCGACCGGUGGUAUUUCGGCCAGGACCAGACGGGAGACGUGAUGUCGCCCGAGUUCAGGGUCGACCGCUUCCUCGAGACGUCGUCGACCGACGCAGGUGGCGGCUUCCACCUGGUCACCGCGGACGGCAGUGUCGACUGCCAGGACGACCCUGCCGAGCAGGAGGCGACCGUGGCGCCCCUGCACGCGGCCGAGGUCACCGCGGCCCUCAAGCUACUCGCCGAGGGCGGCCAUCUAGUCUUGAAGAUGUUCACCUUCUUCGAGAGGUCGUCCGUAUCGCUUCUCUACUUGCUCAAUUGCGUCUUCCGACAGGUGCACGUCAAGAAGCCCGCGUGCAGCAAGCCGGGCAACUCCGAGGUGUACGUCGUCUGCAAAUCCUUCCGCGGGGAGGCGCUGACGGCCACUCACGUGACCGCCUUGACCAAUCAGGUGGCCGACCGGCGCGCCUUCUGCGUGUGCGGCGCGGAAGACCUCCCGGCAGACUUUGUGAGCCAGGUGGAAGAGUGCGCGCGGUAUUUCAAGGAACUCCAGGAGCGGACCAUCCGAGAGAACAUUCAGUGGUUCCAAAACGACAUGGACCAACCGAGCUGUCUGAGACUGCAGAGUGUGAAGGACACUGUGGCGUCGCUCUACAUCGAGCGCUACGAGUGCAGGCACGUUGGCCAGCCGCCCCUGCCUCUCAUGCAGGGCGCAAGCGCAUUCCUGCUGCGCUUCCGGGGCUGGAACGUGGCCAGCUUCAGCGAGCGCAACGGCCGCAGCGACUGGUGGAAGAAACACGCUGAAGAACUGCGGAAGAUGCUGGAAACCGUCCCGCUUGCAAACAUCUCCCAUAAGCCAACCUUCCACAGAGCACCGUCAGACAGAGUUGCUCCGCGCGCGUCUUGGAUCCGCACCGGUCGAAAAUACGGGAAGGUUCCGGGUCUGUCGAAGUUCUGCUCGUCCGCAUUGCUCGACAUGGCUCUCAUGCUCGGCCUCUCAGACGCCAUUGACUCCACCAACGACCUGGUUGAGAUGGUGGACACCUCGAACGUCUCCCUCGUGGAAUGCGGUCGGGACAAUGUGAGGUCGGCCACGGACAUUGCAAACGCGGUGUCCCAGCUGGAGUUUGGGACGCAGCUGGCGGUCAGGUUCCGCGAGACGCUGAGCCGGUUCUCGGCUGGCAUGCUCUAUCUCCUUGCUGGUCUCUUCAAGACCGUGACAGUGACCUUUUCGGACGUCCCCGGAACGUGGCCCCUGUGGACGUUCUCGGAUGUUGACGUUGAUUGCGCGGAUGCACUGCUCGAGUACUUUGCAACGAUCACAGCUGUGGAAGUCGGCGACACUUCGACAGUGCUGGAAGUCGUUCCCUUGCCCAUGCUGUGCGACACGAAAUUCAGCAGGUUUCUCAGGUCCGUCAACGACAGCAUACUGCAUGAGUUCGUGACGGACGUUCUCGAUACUGCUGACGGUUGCCAAACGCCCUGUGACUAGUUGAGUACGUGUAUAUGGAGUUUCGUGUGUGCACCUGUGAACUGAAUGCAACAGAACAGAUGCUGGUUACAUUUGUGCCAGUAGCAACCAAGUUCUGUGUUCCUUUACUAUUGUUUUUGUCGGAAAAUGUGUAGCAGGCAGUUCAUUUUACCAAUAACAUGUACACAACACGUGGUAUACGUACUAGACAAUGUGCCAAUGUCUCAUAGGCCCGAUAACUAUAGGCCCGGUGUUUUAAUUGCAGGUUAUCACUUGGAAUGUAUGAUGAACAAGUCAUUGCUGUGUGUGUGUGUGUGUUUAUGUCCCAAUUACGUAUGUGUCUGUAAUAAAACAGUGUACAGAAUCGUCCUCGGACGUCUCGGAGUACUUCACUGCAAAGACUGUAAAACUAAUUUUAUUCGUAGCAGGUACACAGCACUUCUUGCAUCUUCAUGAGCAGUUGUCACACAUGGCGAUCAUUCCCCAAAAGAGUUACUGAACUCAGUGACAACCUGUGAAUUCCGUACCAG